GAACUUUGUCUCAGUUCCUCUUGUAAAGGAAAUGAGGAUGUCUGCUUAAAUCUAUAGGUCAGCAUUUGGAGUAAAACCGUUAAAUGGCACAAAUCGAAUCCAUAUGUUCUCAAUGUAGGCGUUUGAAAGCGACUGAGGCGCUUUAUGAUAAGUAGUUGAUACAGUUGGAGAGUCAGCGCUGAGUACGUGUGUCGGUAUGCGCUUUGGACACAGAACAGGGAAUAAGUCCAGUGGAGUGGAGGGAAACUGUUUCCAGUUUAUAGUUUGAUAUCUUCGGGGUGUUGUCUAAAUAAAGGAAGUACUCGCCGAGCAGCAUGUAUGAGAGCAGCUCUGGUGGCGCUGGAUCUGAACCAGAUGUCAGUAAUGCUGACUCCCACGGCAGCAGGAGGUCCAGACAGGGCACCGUUGUGGAGCGACUCUCGAGGUAUGGCAUGCAGGUCAUGCCCAGUGCCUUCCAGCGUAGGUCGAGGCUGCAGAGGCAGCUGGAGGUCACUGACAGCUCCGGAGCAGCGGGGCUGCAGAGGGAGGCUCCGGAGAGAAGCUCGCUCACACCCGCUAUGCGUAAAAAAUACCUGAAGGAUUUGCUUCUGAGUAACCCAUCACACAGCGGCUUCAGCAGCGUGCUGUCCCAGACCUCCAGCGUGUCCUCUGAGCAGGACGCAGACUGGGCUUUGUACCCGAUGGAGCACGCGUGGAUGCUGUCUGCAGUGGAGGGAAACUAUGAAACCAUACUGGACUUCAUCUCCGAGGACCCCUAUCUGCUCACCAGGAAGGACUUCAUCAGCGGGUACUCGGUCCUGCACUGGCUGGCCAAGAGGGGACAGGACGAGACUCUGCUCAAACUUUUGCGCCACGCGGAGGGCGCGGGGAUCCCCGUUAAUGUGAACGUGCGGGGCAGCGGCGGGCUCACCCCGCUGCAUUUAGCCAGCAUGCACGGACAGUACAUGGUGGUCAAGCUGCUGGUCGGAGCCUUCAGCGCCAACGUUGAUGCCAUGGACUACAACGGGAAGAGAGCCUGGCAGUAUCUGAGGGGAGACGCCCCGCUGGAGAUGAAGGAGCUGCUGGGGACCUGGGAUGAUGAUUACAGCUGUGACAGUGCGGUUAAUGUCAACAAAAACAACAACAGCAGCGCUGUCGCAAUGAACCUGACCUCUGAUGAUGAUGAGGUCGAUCAUGUCCGCACAGUUGAAGUGAACUCCUUUGACCGGACUAAGAGGGGGGGCAGUUGGAGGUUCACGAAUUUAAGGAAGCUGCUGCCCUCCUUUUCAUUUCUUGGAAAAAACAGCUGAGUGAUUAUGACGCAAGCUUUCAAAUAUGUGCUUUACUUCACUGUUUCAGUGGUUUACAAUUCACUGAGGGGGCAAAAAUAUCCUCCUUUAGGAAGUAAUUUCUGCUUAUUGAGACCUUACAGUUCCUGAAAACAGUGUCCAUUUGUUGAAUUCAUUAUUUCUCAUAUGAACAGCUAAGCUCACUGUUAAAGAAAGACAAAUACUAAUUUCUUCUUGAACAUAAAUUGAGUCUUAUUGUGGACUGAAAUGCCUGCUGUAUUUGCAGAUCUACUUGUUUUAAAGGACAUUAAGGAUUUAAUUAUAGGUAGAAAUAAGUGAACAUGGAUAUUAGCUGUGAUGAUCCAAGGGGAUGAUAUGUUUUUGUGCUUUUGCAUUUCUUGAAAAAUACUUGAUACUUUAAGCCAAACUUAAACUGCUCUUGUCCAGAAGUAGGGUUGCAAUUUACUGGUAUACCAUGGUUUGUUAAAAAAAGUCAAAAGGGAGACUUAAUACAUAAAAAUUUUUACAGCUUCUAUGAGUUUGUUUUAACAAAAAAAAGGCC
Centropristis striata (black sea bass) is the source of this 1830-nucleotide messenger RNA. It is a transcript of the gene sowahd, whose product is annotated as sosondowah ankyrin repeat domain family d. The record is from RefSeq and is a predicted model, not a curated record. NCBI's taxonomy places the organism in Eukaryota, Metazoa, Chordata, Actinopteri, Perciformes, Serranidae. Gene Ontology annotation, molecular function: protein binding. The transcript is spliced from 2 exons. The coding region runs from base 315 to 1289 and encodes 324 amino acids.